This is a messenger RNA of Homo sapiens (human), 1969 nucleotides long. RefSeq names its product solute carrier family 25 member 10 (gene SLC25A10). The transcript has 11 exons. Gene Ontology annotation, molecular function: secondary active transmembrane transporter activity; malate transmembrane transporter activity; dicarboxylic acid transmembrane transporter activity. Gene Ontology annotation, biological process: transmembrane transport; glyceraldehyde-3-phosphate biosynthetic process; oxaloacetate(2-) transmembrane transport. Gene Ontology annotation, cellular component: mitochondrial inner membrane; mitochondrion. The record is from RefSeq and is marked reviewed. Lineage: Eukaryota; Metazoa; Chordata; Mammalia; Primates; Hominidae. The coding region runs from base 144 to 1034 and encodes 296 amino acids.
GCAUUGGCUGUGCGGGGUGCGGGCGCGCGGGCGGCGCUUUGAACCGGGCGCGGGGCGCGGGGCGCGGGGCGCUGCGGCCGGUACACGCCGGGGUAGGGCCGGGGUCGGGUUGUGGUCGGGCCGGGAUUGGGCUCUCCUGGGCCAUGGCAGCCGAGGCGCGCGUGUCGCGCUGGUACUUCGGGGGGCUGGCCUCCUGCGGGGCCGCCUGCUGCACGCACCCGCUGGACCUGCUCAAGGUGCAUCUGCAGACGCAGCAGGAGGUGAAGCUGCGCAUGACGGGCAUGGCGCUGCGGGUGGUGCGUACCGACGGCAUCCUGGCACUCUACAGCGGCCUGAGCGCCUCGCUGUGCAGACAGAUGACCUACUCCCUGACUCGGUUCGCCAUCUACGAGACUGUGCGGGACCGUGUGGCCAAGGGCAGCCAGGGGCCUCUCCCCUUCCACGAGAAGGUGUUGCUGGGCUCCGUCAGCGGUUUAGCUGGAGGCUUCGUGGGGACGCCCGCAGACUUGGUCAACGUCAGGAUGCAGAACGACGUGAAGCUGCCCCAGGGUCAGCGGCGCAACUACGCCCAUGCGCUGGAUGGCCUGUACCGCGUAGCUCGUGAAGAGGGUCUCAGGAGACUGUUCUCGGGUGCAACCAUGGCAUCCAGCCGAGGGGCCUUAGUCACUGUGGGCCAGCUGUCCUGCUACGACCAGGCCAAGCAGCUGGUCCUUAGCACCGGGUACCUCUCUGACAACAUCUUCACUCACUUUGUCGCCAGCUUUAUUGCAGCCGCUGGUGACGAGCCCCCUCCUCAGGGUGGAUGUGCCACGUUCCUGUGCCAGCCCCUGGAUGUGCUGAAGACUCGCCUGAUGAACUCCAAGGGGGAGUAUCAGGGCGUUUUCCACUGCGCCGUGGAGACAGCGAAGCUCGGGCCUCUGGCCUUUUACAAGGGCCUCGUCCCAGCUGGCAUCCGCCUCAUCCCCCACACCGUGCUCACUUUUGUGUUUCUGGAACAGCUACGCAAAAACUUUGGCAUCAAAGUGCCAUCCUGACCAGCCGUGGGAAUGGCUGGGCUGCCAGGCCAGACACGCUAGGUUCUUCCAAAGAGUCCCAAGCCCAGCACCUGCUCCUGGGGCCACGACCUCCCUGGCCGUGGCCACCCGUCCUCCGCAGCAGGCCCCUGCUGUCCCCCCACCUGCUGGCUGAGCUCCUCCUGGCCUCGUCCCCUCUCAGCUGUAGCUGCACCACCCCCGCUCUGGCUACCAGGCUCUCCCGGCUGGGCACUGCGUGGCCUUGCCCCUCUCCCGCUGGCAGCUCCUCAGGGGAACAGGGGCUACCAGAGGCUGAUUUCUCCCCUCUCCUGGGCCAGGGGAGGGGUAUUAUCCCUGCCUCCUGCCCCCGAUGCCCAAAGCAGCAUCUUCCAGCACUUUCCAUCGAGGACUUGGGUGGCAGAGUGUGGGUGCAGCCUGGCUGUUGCUCACCCAAGUGCUAGCUCUGCACUUCGUGUCUGCUGAGAGCAACCAGACCUUCCAUGUCCUCGGGCAGCUGCAACUCCCCGCGAGACCCCGCAGCUGGGUGGGAUGAACAAGCAACGCAGACCACAAGCGAGUGCCUGGGAGGGAGUGGCCCAGGGUGGUUCUGGAGCCAUUGUGGGUGAGGGUCGAGGGCCACCGAGGUCCCGCGCACCGCUGCCUGCCCUGCAGUGGCUUUAACAGUUAGUUUUGCCAAAGCCUCUCCACUCACCAGCAGGCGGUCUCUGUCUUCAGGGAUUGUGCCUGCGUCCCUCGGGCACCUGGGCCCCCCCGCUUGGCUCCCUGGGGGAAUGGCCCAGGCGGGCCGCGGUUCCUCCUUAGGGCCUUCUCCCCGACAAGGAGUCCGACGGGGCGGAUGCUGCAUCCUCUGCCUCCCUGGUCGCUGGGCUUCACCCCACCUGGGAAGGGCAGUGUGCUCUGUGGGGGCUGCAAUCAAUAAAUGCCGGGAGCUGCCA